CCAUUGAAAACGUCCACUAGCUCGAGCCCUCAGAGGAAGGAAGCGAGGCAGAGACGCUGCUGAUAUUCAUUUCGGAAAUUAUAUGGCCAUCAGUUUGCCAUCGACUACACAAUGAGCGUCAGACUUUGUUUUCUCCCAGUGCUCUAUUGUAUUUGCAUCAAUCUAUCAUCCUGCACGCCCCCUGAAACGAGAUGUCCACUAUCUAUCUUCCCAUCGAACUGCAUCACCCCUCUGCACAACCUGUGCAUUCUGAGAUCCGCUCGCCGCGCAUUCUCGGCGUUCUCAGAUUUUGAUCCUUCAACAGUCGGAGUCCUGAGGUGUCGGUGUAGUCUCGGGCGUCGUUAUGGUAGCCGGUUCAUGCGAAAUAUGGACGGCGUUUCCAAUCCACGUUCCCACUCAGGCUACCCUGCGAAUGUGAGUCAACAGGAGGGCAUCAACUGCAUGAUGGAUUCGGUGUGGCACGGUGUGGAUCGGGUUUCAUUGGAAUGAGCGUUGAUAGUGUGCAUUGGCAGAUGUAUGGCCUGGAUGUUGCCGCCUUCAACCAUUGUGCAUCUGAGCAUGAUUUUCUUUUAUCUCCUUUCUCAACGCUCUCUUGAUAAUAUGGGUGUUGUUGUAUCUUCAUCAUACUCAUCAAUCACGGAAUCUCACGUCUCUCGUGAACCUCUUACCACCGCAUCAACUCCAAGAUACAAAUCAAACAUUCUGGGCUCACCAUUUCUGGCAUUC
This is a messenger RNA of Suillus fuscotomentosus, 726 nucleotides long. RefSeq lists its product as uncharacterized. The coding region runs from base 112 to 489 and encodes 125 amino acids. The transcript is spliced from 3 exons. Lineage: Eukaryota; Fungi; Basidiomycota; Agaricomycetes; Boletales; Suillaceae. The record is from RefSeq and is a predicted model, not a curated record.